AUUCUUGAAACAUUUUCGUCACAAUCGAGAUGUGCUCUUUGUUUGUUUAAUUAUGACGUCAUUUCGAGGAAUGCCGCGUGUUGCAUUAUGGCGUAAUUUAAACUUAAAUUUGUUUAUCGAUGACGUAGGUCUGAUGACGUAGGGUGUGAUUACGUCAUCAAGAUGGAGCUGAACGAAAUUAACGAAGAAAAAGCUGAAACAAAGAUAAUUGGUGGGGGAGAUCGGGUGAGUGGGGAAAAAGGGAAAUUCCCUAAACACGUCUUCUUUAUAAUUGGGAAUGAAUUCUGCGAAAGAUUUUCCUACUACGGGAUGCGAACGGUGCUCGUCUUAUACGUUCGAAACUUCCUUUUAUUCGACGAUGACACGUCCACCUCCAUCUUCCACGCCUUCACCAUGCUUGCUUACUUCUUCCCGCUAGUGGGCGGUAUAAUAGCUGAUUCUUAUUGGGGGAAAUAUAAAACCAUUGCUUAUUUAUCCAUCGUAUACGUCAUCGGUCACGUGUUAAAGACAAUAGCAGCGAUUCCAUUCAUACCAGGAAACACGACACACACGAUACUUUCAAUGUUCGGUUUAUUAUUGAUAGCGGUUGGCACGGGGGGAAUCAAGCCAUGCGUGUCAUCGUUUGGAGGCGACCAGUUUAAACCGCACCAGGUUUUAUACUUGAGUCAAUACUUCGCCAUGUUCUACUUCUCCAUCAACGCUGGUGCUCUUAUAUCGAAGUUCAUAACCCCAAUGUUCAGAGCCGACCUUGAUUGUUACCCCGGCCAUCAUGGGCCUAAGUACGAUGAAUGCUUCACUGUGGCUUUCGGGGUUCCUGGUUUGCUGAUGCUGGUAGCUGUAGGAUUCUUUUUCGCGGGGACGAAAUAUUACACCCAAGUUCCGUUGGAGGGCAGCAUAUUCUGGAAGUUUUGUAAAUGUGUUUACUCUGCGUUACGUAACAAGUGGAGAAGGAGAAAAAACGAGGAAGGAGAGGAGCAUUGGGUGGAUUACGCGGAUGCUCCGGAAUCACUAAAGCGUGACACUAAAUACGUCAUGGGGAUUCUUCUUCUCUUCACCCCUCUCCCUUUUUUCUGGGCUCUCUUCGACCAACAAGGCUCCAGGUGGACGCUGCAAGCUUUGCAGUUGGACGGGACGUGGGGCAGUUUCUACAUGAAACCCGACCAAAUGGACGUCAUCAACCCACUUCUAAUCAUCACAUUGAUACCUUUGUUUGAGACGACACUAUACCCAUUAUUACGUUACUAUAACGUGAACUUUUCCCCCCUCAAAAAAAUGACGGCUGGUUUGAUUUUGGCGGGAGUAUCGUUCUUGUUUGCAGCUGGUCUACAGUUUGCCAUCGAUGCUGAUUUAACUCCACUGCCACCUAGCGAUCAAUUCUCUGUCCGCGUCAUCAACCUAUCUCCUUGUGACGUCACUAUGACGUCAUCGAAUCCAGAUUACAACGGUAUUAUGGUGGGAACAGAAAAGAUUAGCGACACCCAGUUCAAGUUCGUAGAAACAAAGGAACCUUUCACCUUAUCCCACGUCACGUGUGUAGGAAAUGAGGUACAAACUAACUUUAACGUAACUUCCGGUGAAGGAAAAGUGAUUGAUUACGUCAUAUCCGGGCUGCUGGGGGAACAUUCGAUGUUGAGCGAGAUGGCGACCGCGAAACCUGAGAAUGGAAGAUCCUCUGUGACGUUUCUAAACCCUUAUGAUGUCACAAACAUAGUGGUCAACGCGUCUGGUUAUGAGGUCACAGUGCCUGCCAAAGGAAGAUCGAAACCUGUACAAGUUAAAAGUGGCACAUCAAGUUACCGAAUAUACGCUGGUACAUCUGAAUACGAGGGCCGGUUAGAGGUCGGGGUUGGAGGGGUGUAUACUGUAGUUCUGGUGGUAGGUGAUGACGUCAGAGCCAUGAAUACGUCAUCAGGGGUGUUAAAGGACGUGAACACGAAUAACAUUAAUAUUGCUUGGAUGAUACCACAGUACUUUGUGAUCACAGUAGGGGAGGUUUUCCUCUCCAUUACUGGGCUCGAGUUCUCUUACACGCAGGCCCCAGCCAGUAUGAAGUCCGUAGUAUCAAGUAUAUGGCUCCUCACCGUUUCGAUGGGCAGCAUUAUCGUACUCGUCGUCGCCGAAUCUCGUAUGAUUGACAGGCAGGCCCAUGAAUUUAUUUUCUUCGCAUGUUUGAUCGGAGUCGCUUCCAUCGUGUUUGCUUUCCUGGCUCGCAGAUACAAAGCAUCGAAACCGCAAGAAAUUCCAAGCAAGAAAGAAAAGAACGAAAUCGAAAAGACAGAACUUUUAGAAGAAAAAACAGACUUUAGUGAAUGAAUUCGUCGUAAAAUAUAUUUUAAUCCUGAUUUUCUAAUUUAGUAACAAACUAAUUAAUUCUCUUUAUAUAAAACAGAAUUCACAAUCUUGUUUUGCGAUAACUUAAACCCAAUGCUUAAAUUGUCAUUAAACUAUUGCCUUUGCGUUUAAAAUCCCCCAUACUACUAUCGUUGCUCUUGUAUUAAUGCGUUUGUUUAUUAAAAAGAAAUAAAAACUAAACCGAUAAACAUCAAACACUAUA
Molecule: messenger RNA, 2554 nt
Organism: Ciona intestinalis (vase tunicate)
Lineage: Eukaryota; Metazoa; Chordata; Ascidiacea; Phlebobranchia; Cionidae
Source: RefSeq, a predicted model, not a curated record